AGAAGUAGGCCUCAAACGAUUAUUGAUCACUAAUACUACAUCCACAUAUUUUAUUUCUCAUCACUCUCUUAUAAUAUAUCUGUAUAUAAAGCUAUAAUUACAAAGAGGAUUUGAUCUUCAUCUCAGCUUUAAUUACCACCCUUUCCAAAAAUACAAUAAUGGCCGAUGGUGUUUUGUCCAGCAUUGCUGCAAAUCUUAUUCAAAUGCUGGUUUCUCAAGCAUUUAAAGAGAUUCGAUUGCUUUAUGGUGUGAAGGACGAGUUUCAGAAACUUGUUGGGACGAUUGGAGUAAUCAAAGGCGUACUUCUUGAUGCAGAAGAGAAGAUGGAUGUUGAUCAUCAAGUCAAAGCUUGGCUCCAACAGCUUGGAGAUGUUUUCAUUGUUGCUGAUGACUUGGUGGACAAGUUUCAUACCGAACUUCUACAGGGUGAACUCAUGUCUGAGCAUAGGUUUACUGAAUCAGUACGUAUUUUCUUCUCCAGCUCUAAUCAGCUAGUUUUUCGUUUUAAGAUGGGCCAUAAGAUUAAACGUAUAAGAAAACAACUACAAGAUCUAAGAGAAAAUAAGACUUUUCAAUCAUUAAAUGUUCGUCCAAUAGAAACAGUAGUUGCUAGUGGAAGUAGUACGAGGGAGACCUACUCAUAUGUGAGGGAAGAGGAAGUUAUCGGGAGAGAGGAUGAAAAGAGAGAGAUUAUUCGAAUGUUGGUGGAAAUGGAGUUUGGGGAGGAUGUGUCAUUCAUUCCAAUGGUAGGGAUUGGAGGGUUAGGGAAAACCACACUAGCUCAAUGUGUUUUUAAUGAUAAUAGAGUCGAAAAACAUUUUGAACAAAAAAUGUGGGUGUGUGUUUCUGAUGAUUUUGAUGUGAGAUUACUUGUGGGGAAAAUUGUAAAUUCUAAUGCUUCUAACAGUCUAGAAAAUUUACAAAAUGAACUUAGAAGUAAGCUAAGUGAAACGAAAUACCUGCUAGUGUUGGAUGAUGUUUGGAAUGAGAAUGGUACAGAAUGGAAUAAGUUAGAGACGUUGUUGAAGUGUGGGGCAAAGGGUAGUAGAGUCUUAGUAACCACUCGUAGUGAAAUGGUCGCUAAGAUAACUAAGAGUAAUAAAGUCAACCCAAUUAAAGUUGAGGGUUUGAGCAAACAUAUGUCCUGGUCCUUAUUCAAAAGAAUGACAUUUAAGAAUGGUAAAGAGCCGGAGGAGGGCUCAAAAGAAAUGAAGCUAGGGAUGGAGGUUGUCGAAAAAUGUAAGGGAGUUCCUUUAGCCAUAAAAACAAUAGGAAGAUUAUUGCAGGAAAGGUUACCGGAGGAUGGAGAUAAACAAACGGAGUACUUGUCAAGGUUUUUGAAUCGUGAGUUUGCAAUAAUAGAUCAAAAUAAAAAUGAUAUCAUGCCCACCCUCAAGCUAAGUUAUGAUCAUCUCCCUUCACAUUUGAAGCAUUGUUUUGCUUAGUGUAGAUUGUUCCCAAAAGAUCAUGAAAUUGAUGUGAGGGAGUUGAUACAACUAUGGAUGGCACAAGGAUUUAUAACAUACUCUGAUGACAAAAGCCAAUGUCUAGAAGAUAUUGGUUACGAGUAUUUUAAAAUUCUACAUUGGAGAUCAUUUUUCCAAGAGCCAAAAGUAGGUGAAUUUGGUGAUAUAAUGACAUGUAAAAUGCAUGACCUUAUGCAUGAUCUUGCAAUUAAGGUGGCGGGAUCAAAUAGUGUCAUAAUCGAUCAAAAUCCUAAAAUUUCUAGUGAAAAAUGUCUCCACGUGUCAUUAGUAAAUUUUGGUUUUGAUACUAAAAGUGUCCAAAAAAGACUUCGAACUUUACUUUUACAUAAUGGUAAAGGGAUGAGUUUCUCGAAACUUAAGGACUUUUUGUCCAAGUAUAAGCGUCUACGAGCUUUGAGUAUACCUUCUUUGGAAAUUAAGGAGUUGCCAAGGAAUCUAUGUGAAUUGGAACAUUUGAGAUAUCUAAAUCUUUCAGAGAAUUCUAAGUUAAAAGAGCUUCCUAGCUCUUUUAAAAGAUUAAAGAAUUUACAAACUCUGAAUCUUAAGAAUUGUGAUAGGCUUGUUAGAUUACCUCGGAAAAUGAAGAAAUUAGUCAACUUAAGGCAUCUUAUGAUUGAAGGAUGUGAUGGAUUGAGAGAGAUGCCCUCUGAAUUUGGGUAUAUGAGUUCCCUUCACACAUUAGAUAGAUUUGUUGCAUCUGAGUCCAGUGGGUUGCAUGAAUUGAGCAACCUUAUUAACAACUUACAAGGAAGCUUAACAAUUGAAGGACUCAGUGACACAGACACAACAAACUAUUCUGCAUCAAAAACAACUUCAGAGCGAGUCAUUUGUCAAGGCAACCAUCGUCUUCAAUUUUUAGAGUUACAACGGAUUGCAGUGGAAAAUGACAAAAUGUCACUUGAAGGUUUGCAGCCACCUUCCAGCCUAAAAGAGUUGAACGUAUGGGAUUUCAAGGGUGUGACACUUGGAGGUUGGGCUUUUAAAUGGAAUAACCUUGUUAAAUUGAAUUUAUUAAGGUGUAUGAAGUGCCAAUAUCUCCCAAAAUUAGAUCAAUUACGUUUUCUUAAGGAACUUAUGAUAUCAGGAGUAGAAGCAGAGUACAUGUGCUCAUCUGCCGAAGAUGAUUAUGAUAAAAGCUUUUUCUUUAAUUCCCUAGUGAGACUUAGAAUUGAAGAAUGUCCAAAUCUGAAGUGGUGGUGGUGGAAUAAGAAAGUGGAUUGGAAAAAUAUUAGAUCAUUUCCUCGUCUUUCCAAUCUAUCAAUAUACCACUGCCCUCACCUCACUUCAAUGCCCCUGUUUCCAUCUAUUGAAAAAGUUAAACUGCGUGGAAGUAGUUCAAUGGUAUUAGAAAAUAUAAAGCUCAAUAACAGUUCAUCACUCAGGUCUAUCAAGAUCAAUAACAGUCAAGAUUUGACAUCACUACUGGUGGAAGGGAUUCAUAAGCUUCCUUCCCUUGAGUCCAUCGAUAUAAGAAGCUGCCCCAAUUUGACAGUAGUGGAAGGGAAGGAUAACCUUCCUCCCCUUAAGUCUAUUUAUGUAUAUAACUCCCCAAAUUUGACAUCAAUUCCCGACAACUUUAGAAAAGUGAAGAAUUUCUAUAUUAAGGAUUGUCCAAAGCUUGAACAGAGAUGAUGUAAUUGAAGUUUCUCUAAACAGGUCAAUUUGUAUAAUUCAUCCUUGUGAACCAAUGGGGGCCUGAUUGGAACUCUGUGUUGGGAGAUUCGGCAAAGAAGGAACAAAUUUGUCUUGCUGUACAAGAGGCAGAAAGGGAUGCAGCAUCUUAUGGAAACUUAACAGGCGGUUUUAAACAGGAACAACAAGAUCAAAGAAGAGAGUUCAAACUCUGGGAUGGUUCCUAUGACAGGGCAGGGAAUGGGGCCAGCAUUAAUUCUUCUUGUCUAGACUGAUUUUUCAUAGUGGCAUGUCUCUUGAAAUGAUCUCAUCAUCUUCUCUUUUCUUAUUAUUUAUUGUAUAUGGGAUUUCUCAUACAUGUUUGUUUGUGGUUUUAACUCUAGGAAGACUUUUGCAUUGAAGUUAUUGGCAAAGAGUAUAGAGUAAAUUAUUGUUGGAGUAUACAGAGAAUAAUGAUGCAGAAUUGGGCAUCCUUGGCUGUCAAAUAUCUAUUAAUAAAUUCAACAAGAGAGAUGGAAACAAAACCUCAAAGAGCAAGUGUUCUGACAAAGUUUUGAUUGUACACAAGAGAAAUGGUGGAGAGAUGAAUUGCAGAAAGAUGAUCAGACCCAAAAAGAUGGAGACAUAUGUGGAGUUAUCUGUGGAAAAGAACUAAUACUUUCAAAGUCUCAUUCUUUCAUUUCAACACAUUCAAGAUUCAGUUGAUGAGAAGAUUGGCGUUGUCAAGAAUUUCAGGGAAUGGUUGGAGUCAAUAUGUUUUUGUAUUCAGGAAAUGGAUCAUCAUGCAAAUUUGAAUCCAUGGUGGGCAAACUGAAGGCGAUGGAUUUGUGCACACAAUCGAGCUACAUACCUUGAUCAUUCUUUUCUGUUUGAAAGAGUUAAACUCGAAUGUAGCUCAAAGGCAUUAGAAGAUAGGUUGAAAAUGAUGAGGUGAAGGAACAUUCAGAGGGUGUUAAAUAACAAAUAAUUGUUGAUGAAUUAUUCAUGCCAAAAUUAUUUUACAAAGAACCUCUAAAACUGUAUCUAUACUUGUGUUGAUAACUUGAAAUGUAAAGAGUUUAGAAAUAUUUAUAGAUGAAGGAAGGAGAAGACGCUUGCCGAGUUGGAGAUGCAGUCAACUGCAUUAACCAACUCUUUUGCUGAGUUA
This is a messenger RNA of Cannabis sativa, 4266 nucleotides long. Its product is annotated as putative disease resistance protein RGA3. The transcript is spliced from 5 exons. Lineage: Eukaryota; Viridiplantae; Streptophyta; Magnoliopsida; Rosales; Cannabaceae. Bases 159 to 1445 code for a protein of 428 amino acids. Gene Ontology annotation, molecular function: ADP binding. The record is from RefSeq and is a predicted model, not a curated record. Gene Ontology annotation, biological process: defense response to other organism.